Morus notabilis is the source of this 1191-nucleotide messenger RNA. RefSeq names its product transcription factor MYB41. The coding region runs from base 1 to 915 and encodes 304 amino acids. The transcript has 3 exons. NCBI's taxonomy places the organism in Eukaryota, Viridiplantae, Streptophyta, Magnoliopsida, Rosales, Moraceae. The record is from RefSeq and is a predicted model, not a curated record.
AUGAAGAUGAAAAUUAGAAAGAAACGAUGUUGUGAUGAUCACAAAGAUGGAGUGAGGAAAGGGGCUUGGACACCAGAAGAAGACAAAAUCUUGGUUCGCUACAUCAAACUCCACGGCUGUGGCUCCUGGCGUUGUCUUCCCAAACAUGCUGGUCUACUUCGAUGUGGGAAAAGCUGUAGGCUGCGAUGGAAAAAUUAUCUUCGGCCGGGGAUAAAACGUGGUCCUUUUUCUGAGGAAGAAGAGAAUACUAUUGUCCGACUUCAUAGCACGCUUGGUAACAGGGGGGCUGCCAUAGCCUCUCAGCUUGAGGGAAGAACGGACAAUGAGAUAAAGAACUAUUGGAACACUCAUCUAAAGAAGCGUUUCAUUUGCCUGGAUGAUAAGCGCCAACAAACCAAGUCAUCCUCUCUCUUUAUUCAUCAUAUUGGCAAUGUCGAACUCCAAUCCCCUGCCACUCGCCACAUGAUUCAAUGGGAGAGUAUUAGAGUGGAAGCUGAAGUUAGAUUGUCAAUGGAACCAUCACUGCUUUACUCGACGCCUAACGCGAAUUCAGAUCACUUCCUCCUCCUAUGGAAUUCCGAGGUAGGAAAAUCGUUUCGCGAGAUCAAAGUCAAUGAUGGAAGCAUCUACAGAAGCCCUGCCUUCAAAACAUUUUGCCAUGCGAAAUUCGGGUCAAAUUCUAGUUUCCAUGUGGAAGCAUGUCGCACUAAGACCAGUCCCUCAACUGAAAUGGCUCACGAGCAAGAAGAGGACAACUUCAAACGAAAGGCAAAUUCCGACUCAUCGGGCGAAUGUGAAUUGAGUGAUUCUAGUUUAUCAGUUUCAGAAUUGCUGCUAGAUUCCCCGAGUGACUAUGAUUCGGAUUUACUUCUAUGUAAAGAGAAUGAUUUUGCAAUUUCCCUACAGAGAACCUAAUUAUGGCUGUUUGGAUGAGAUUGCCAAAGUGACCAAAACUUGGAGUUCAUUACUAUUUUAUUUGUUAGAAAUUACAACUCUCUUCUUCUGCUUAUAUCCGAGCAAACUUGUGAUCAAACUUAAUUGUCUAGAAAAAAUAAAGAACUAAUUCAACCCAAAAAAAAAAAAAAGAUUAUAAUAAUAAGGGAGCUUCUCCCGUGCACCACUAUUUUUUGGACUACCGGUAGAAAACAAAAUUUUUAUCCGUUCGAUUAAAAUCGUCUGGUUAGAAUUGAA